Coniosporium apollinis CBS 100218 is the source of this 858-nucleotide messenger RNA. Its product is annotated as isopentenyl-diphosphate delta-isomerase. Lineage: Eukaryota; Fungi; Ascomycota; Dothideomycetes. The transcript is spliced from 3 exons. Gene Ontology annotation, biological process: isoprenoid biosynthetic process; isopentenyl diphosphate biosynthetic process. The coding region runs from base 1 to 858 and encodes 285 amino acids. Gene Ontology annotation, cellular component: cytoplasm. Gene Ontology annotation, molecular function: isopentenyl-diphosphate delta-isomerase activity. The record is from RefSeq and is a predicted model, not a curated record.
AUGAGCGCAACCACCACUGUCACGCAGACCUCCACGAACACUGCAGAGAAUGUGCUACGCCUUUUCCCCGAAGUCAACACCAGCCUGAUUGGCGCCGCACGCAACAGCGCAAGCAGCGACGCGGACUUGGAGGGCUAUGAUGAGGAGCAGAUACGGCUGAUGGACGAGGUCUGCAUUGUGCUAGACGACAAUGACGUACCUAUCGGUAGCGCGAGCAAGAAAGUUUGCCAUCUCAUGUCGAACAUAGACCAAGGCCUCCUCCACCGCGCCUUCUCCGUCUUCCUCUUCGACUCCCAAAACCGCCUUCUCCUCCAGCAGCGCGCAACGGAGAAGAUCACAUUCCCGGAUAUGUGGACAAACACGUGCUGUUCGCAUCCGCUAGGCAUACCCGGAGAGACUGGUGUGGGUUUGGACGCGAGUAUACAGGGUGUCAAGCGUGCGGCGCAAAGGAAAUUGGAUCAAGAGCUGGGUAUCAAGGCGGAGGAUGUGCCGUUAGAAAACUUCAAGUUCUUGACGAGGAUACACUACAAGGCGCCCAGUGAUGGCAAGUGGGGCGAGCACGAGAUUGACUACAUCCUGUUUAUCCGCUCAGAUCCACGCUUGGAGCCGAAUCCGAACGAAGUGCGCGAUACCUGCUAUGUCUCUGAGCAGGAGCUGAAGGCGAUGUUCAAGGACGAUACCCUAACGUUCACGCCGUGGUUCAAGCUGAUCUGCGAGAGCAUGCUUUUCGAGUGGUGGGAACAUCUGGACAGUGGGCUUGAGAAGUAUAUGGGCGAGAAGGAAAUCAGGAGGAUGCUCGAUGUGCCCAAAGCGUUGGAUGCGCAGGAUGCUGGGCCGGCUGAUGUUGGGGCGCGGUAA